Molecule: messenger RNA, 2183 nt
Organism: Neodiprion virginianus
Lineage: Eukaryota; Metazoa; Arthropoda; Insecta; Hymenoptera; Diprionidae
Product: gamma-aminobutyric acid receptor exp-1-like
Exons: 9
Coding region: 248-1489 (413 amino acids)
Biological process (GO): signal transduction; monoatomic ion transmembrane transport; nervous system process
Cellular component (GO): neuron projection; synapse; membrane
Molecular function (GO): extracellular ligand-gated monoatomic ion channel activity; transmembrane signaling receptor activity; neurotransmitter receptor activity
Source: RefSeq, a predicted model, not a curated record
ACUCGAACGGCGCUUCGUAUCGACGGAGGAAAAACGGAGUGUUUUUGCUGCCGGGUCUACGCGGCGAUAUUUAAUUACGAAUAUUAUAAUGAGUUAAACAGAGAUUUGAAAGAUGAAUUUUGUCACAGUCGUGGCCUGUUCAGAGCUCGUAACAAUCGGAGAUAGUGAAAUUGUGAAGCGUGAAAGAAGGCGAAGGACAGCUCCGAUAAUUUUUCCUUUUUGAUAUUAUUUUUCUUAAUAUCAAAAAAUGAUUCCUUUAUCGACGAAUAAUUUGUGCAAUUAUCGCUAUCAUUUCAUUAUCACAAUCCUAUAUUUGAGUCACGCUUCGGCGAGAAAAGCUUGCGACGUCAGAGUAGCAUCUUUGAAAUUUGCGUCUGAACGGGAUGGCGAAAUUUCUAACGAAGAAUCGAGGAGUCGACCCUUGUUAGAAGAAACUGCUGUAACAACGGUGAAAUUGUCGCUGACGAUUAACGAGUUUAAUAUUCUGGACGCAAAGAAUUUGGAUGUCGAAAUUGAUUUAGAGAUGACCCAGCGGUGGAACGACAGCAGACUGGGACCGGAUUAUAAAACGAGAAGAUUGGCGGCGAUGGGAGCAAUUUGGAAUCCGAAAAUUACAUUCGUCGUUGGCAAUAAUUGUCCGGAUAUUGCGGGGAACGACAGGACUCAAUUUUGGCGCGGUACUUCAGACGGAAGUGUCUUUUACAGCGAACGAUUUCUGGUGAAGCCAAGAUGCACGAAAGACUUGACGAAAUAUCCUUUUGACAAACAGAUUUGCUAUGUAAAAAUUGGAUCCUACAGAUUCACCGCCGAAGAAGUCAGUCUAGAAUGGACUUCCGGUAACGGCCGGGCAGUUGAAUCGCGAGUGGAUGAAGAAUUAGGUGAAUUUCGUAUUCAGGGGUUUAAUGAUUACGGUGAAACGGAAGUGAGGAGCGCCGGGAACUUCAGUGUUUUAGUACUGGAAAUUUAUCUGGCCAGAUACAGUCGCCGGGAAGUUAUCCAGAGCAUUUUGCCGAGCUUUGCGUUGGUCAAGAUUGCCUACGGUUCACUCUGGAUGAAACCGUCAGGUAAAAUAACGACAAGCCUAUUCUUGUGUAAUUUAACAAGUAUGUUGAAAGAAAAUUUUGCAGGAAUCCGUACGCGAAUAAUCACCUGCCAAUUAUCUCUCCUCGGGACUCUCUUCAUGUUUCUAAAUUCUAACUGCAGAUCGUGGAACUUGAGUCACUUGAAGGCCCUUGAUAUUUGGUUUCUGAUCUGUCUGGUUCUAAUCCUCAUACCGCUGGCCGAGAGCAUCCUAAUUCAUCACCUAAAUCCGGCAGAUGUGGAUAAUUUCGGCUGCAACGAGAACGAGCACGAGGCUGGUAAAAAAUGGAUCGUUUGGAUGGAGAAAGUUAUAUCGUUUCUGCAUCCGUUAGGCUUGCUAAUUUCGACCCUCAUAUUUUUCACGGCAUUCAACGGCGAAGGAGAAAAUAUCUAUACGAUCAAUUGGUGAGAGACGGAUCCAACAGUCAUGGGAACCAAAAACGGUUAAACGACAUUUGCAGGUUUUGUGUGAUUGUUGUAAUAAAAUCUUUAUCUUGUCGGUCGAAUCAAACUUGUACGACUUGUUUGGAUAUAAAUUCUUGGUCUCUGUCCCAAAGCGCCGAACAAAUCCAGUUCAGCUGAUAGGAGCAAUCGAAGAUUUCGGGUCUCGCCACCGCCUUGUUGGUAUCUAUUCUUAUCACUUUCACUUUCCACUUGUCUUCAAAUUCUUUAACCUGCACAUCGGACACGGCGAGCGUCGACCAAACCUUGUACCUGCGUAAAUCGAAACUGAAAUUGUUUAAACACUCUUUGAUUCGUUAUUUCUGCUACUUUGUUUUUUUUUUCCUCGGAUUUACACCAUCAAAUUGUCUGACAAAUAAACGAUAUCGUCACCUUGUUCCGACCACGAUGCUAGCUGGUUUUUCUUUCGUCGCUGCCAUUGAGUUCAUCAGCUGUGGAAGGUCGUUGAAAGUCGCCGUAUCGUCGAAGGAAAAUACACUGCAAAUCGCGUCGACUUUGUCUUUGCAGGCCUGCAGGUUGCAAAAAAAACAAAAAGAAAAAUGAAUAAACGAUUAAAGUGAUGUGUGGUGAUAUUUUCACGAUAUUUUAGGCGAUCGAAAUCGAUUAAUCGCUUAAAUAUAUACAUAUAAUAUUAAAGUAUA